Messenger RNA from Suricata suricatta (meerkat), 2091 nucleotides. It is a transcript of the gene LITAF, whose product is annotated as lipopolysaccharide induced TNF factor. The transcript has 4 exons. The record is from RefSeq and is a predicted model, not a curated record. Bases 124 to 609 code for a protein of 161 amino acids. Gene Ontology annotation, biological process: regulation of cytokine production. NCBI's taxonomy places the organism in Eukaryota, Metazoa, Chordata, Mammalia, Carnivora, Herpestidae. Gene Ontology annotation, molecular function: zinc ion binding.
GUUUAUUUCUUUAUCUUCAGAGAGAGAGCAUGCGUGGAGAGGGCAGAGAGAGAGAGAAAACCCCAAGCACCUUCCACACUGUCACUUCGGGGAGCUCGAACCCAUGAACCAUGAGAAGGUAAAAUGUCUGUUCCGGGAUCCUACCAGGCGGCCGCCGGGCCCUCCUCGGUGCCAUCAGCACCACCAUCGUACGAAGAGACGGUGGCGGUCAACAGUUACUACCCCAUGCCCCCUGCACCUGCGCCCGGUCCCACCACGGGGCUGGUGACGGGCCCGGACGGGAAGGGCAUGAAUCCUCCUGCGUACUACACCCAGCCAGUGCCCGUCCCCAACGCCAACGCAAUCGCUGUGCAGACGGUGUACGUGCAGCAGCCGGUCUCCUUUUUCGACCGUCCUAUCCAGAUGUGCUGUCCGUCCUGCAACAAGAUGAUCGUGACCCAGCUGUCCUAUAAUGCCGGUGCCCUCACCUGGCUCUCGUGCGGGAGCCUGUGCCUGCUGGGGUGUGUGGCGGGCUGCUGCUUCAUCCCCUUCUGCGUGGACGCCCUGCAGGACGUGGACCACUACUGUCCCAACUGCAAAGCUCUCCUGGGCACCUACAAGCGUUUGUAGGACUCGGCCCGACUGGAGGGAGCCGGCGCUGCAGGAAGUGCCCUCCGCCUCGUACCCGGUCCCGCCCCUGGCAGGGGUCCCCCCUCUGGUGGCCUCUUCUCUCCAGGGACUUCACCUUCGUGUCUUCUUUUGGGGGAAAAAAAUCUCGCAAACGUAACACGCCUCCCAAACCCCAGGGGUUGCUGCUCGGAGUCAUGCGCAGGACACGCAAAGACAUUCACCUUGAGUGCUGGUUCAAGGGUCUCCCACCUACCGUGACCCCACGUUGCCCAUCUAAGUGGGACCGUGGCCCUGUCCAAAUAGCCUCCGGGGAUUUGCCAUUGGCCGGCUUCUUUUCUCGCCUCGUGGGCCUUUCUGGGGGACGGUCUCCCACUGGGAAAGCCACACAUUGCCUUAUUUUUGAGACUGGUCUGCCCCGAAUACGGCUGACCCAGCCUUUUAGUGCCUGCCUUCAGGUUCCUCUGUCCCUCUCUUCCUGCGACAAAGUAAUCUUGCCUUACAAACUGAAGGGCUUGGUUCUCAGAGUCUGUAACUGCAGGCUUUUUGUUAGCACACCAAUUCACUUUAAUGUCUUCAUUCCUUCUUAAGUACAGGUGCGGGUUCUCACACUCGCCACACACGCAUCGUGAGGUCAGAAAGACGUGCUAAAAAUGUAGGGCCGGAUCCUCCAUGGGUCUGCCUUCCCUCAGCCGCUUUCCACGAAGAGCUGUUUUUCUUGUAGAGGAAUUGUUUGUAUUAACCGCUUUCAUGACCUCCUUUUGGUCUUGAACACCUUGGGACCUAAUUUUGAAACGAGGGAUUUAUACAACCAGUUUUCAUAACCAUAUGACUGUCACCAUUUUCCCAUUUGCCAUUGCACUUUCUCUCUCUCUCUCUCUCUUUUUUUUUUGUCCUUCCUUCACGGAAAACGUGACGGAUAAUUUUAUCCACUGCCUCCACUUGGGUUUAGCGUGGUUCCUAAACACCUCUACAGUGAGGCCCGUAAAGAGGGAACCCAAAUGGGGGCGAGAAAGACCAAGGAAAAGCACAGUUUGAGCGCGUCCCAGAAUCAUGGUGCUGGAGAGUGUAAGGGCCCUGACUGUUGUAAGGGAAUCUAAAUUCUGAUUUUAUUUUUCAGAGAUACAGUUUGUUGUAGGCCAUCCGGAGACGCGAUGUCCAGGACUCAGAGUUCUUGGUUAGCCCGUGUGUCACCUCCAAAACCAAGAUAAAGCUGGGCCCGGCCCUCAAGAGUCCCCAUUUUCAUAAUAAAUAGGCGCAGGGAAUGCGUGUGAAUACUAUGUAGAAAUCAAGCGUAGACCUGGAAUGAAAAUCUGUAUAUUGGCUGAAAAUUCUAGUUGUGACCGUUGAUUCAGCUUAUGCCUUGGAUGUUUUGAAAGUACUUAUUUUUGCAAUGACUAUGGGUACUACAUAGUCCUUUGGUGUUAUCUGCUUUUACAAAAUAAAGUCUUUGGUUCACUCGGUGAACUUUUUAUCAGUUCUUAA